This is a messenger RNA of Megalobrama amblycephala (Wuchang bream), 4089 nucleotides long. Its product is annotated as E3 SUMO-protein ligase ZBED1-like. The record is from RefSeq and is a predicted model, not a curated record. Bases 728 to 2614 code for a protein of 628 amino acids. The transcript is spliced from 2 exons. Gene Ontology annotation, molecular function: DNA binding; protein dimerization activity. Lineage: Eukaryota; Metazoa; Chordata; Actinopteri; Cypriniformes; Xenocyprididae.
UUAGGCACUUUAUUUCAACUUUUCAAAUAUUUUCUUCAUUUUUAUUAAAAAUAAAUGCCUUUCCGAUCUGAUUUGUGACAGGAAAAGGGAGAAGAGCGAGUUCGGCAAAAGGCGGAUUCGAACCCGCGUCGAUCGCAUCAAAAGCUAUUCAAAUGUCAAACGCCCUGCAGCCUACGCUACUACAGACGUUGAAAAAUCCCGUCUUUUUAGUAUUUAACUGAAAUCAUUCAAUAGCUUCAUUACAGCAUACACACAUUACUUUCGGACAGUUGUUGGUAUUUUAAGCAAUAUAUGAGGUAAAUUCCCUGUUUUGGGUUGACGCAUGACAACUUACUAGCGUAAAAAGAUAAAAGUUCACACUCCUUUUCUCUGCUCCACUGCCGCUGAGAGGCCGCCAUCUUGUUUGAAUUUUUUCUGAGAUCUCCGAACCGAACACGUGAUCGGCUGCUAACAUUCUGAUUGGAGGAUCUCAAAAAAUUGCCCACGACUGAUCUAACGUAUCCAGAUAUAUAUUUGUUGCUCAUUCUCAGUAGUGGUGGGAGAAAAGCUCGAUGCAUCGAUGCAUCGCGAUUCGUUAUCUAACGAUCCAGAAUCUAUUCUCAAAAAUUCGGAAUCGAUUCUGUGUUCAAUUCACAUGCGAGCGCUGUCAAGACUCACGUGACCAAACAAAAAAGACGUUGAUGGACGACCGUUCAUAUGCUGGUGAAUUAGCUUAGUUUAAGAUAAAAUGGACAAACUACGACCUGCACCAUCUCAUUUAAAAUCGGAUGUGUGGCAACAUUUUGGAUUUUCUGAAGACACCGAAGGUGUCGUUGAUAAAAGCCAUACUGUGUGCAAAGUCUGUAGCGCCAAAUUCAAAUAUUUCGGCAACACGACUAACAUGAAGAAACAUAUUACGCGGUUCCACUCAGAGCUGGAGAAACAGCAUUCUCUUCCAAUCACGAACACUCCCGGUUACAUUCAAAGGACCCUGGAUCAAGUAGCAAAGCUUCCACCGAAUUCUGAAAAGGCAAAACGAAUUACCCGAUCAGUGGCGGGUUUUAUUGCCAAAGAUCUGCGCCCGUACUCCGUUGUGGAAAACCAAGGAUUUCGCACGAUGUUACAGGUACUUGAGCCACGAUACACUUUGCCCUUGCGUCGUUAUUUUAGUGAGACGGCUGUCCCCGCACUCUACAGUGAGUGUAAAGAUCACAUCUUAGAAUCCCUAAGUAAUACGGACAGAGUGGCAAUAACAUGCGAUGCAUGGACAUCAAUUACAACAGAAUCGUAUGUCACUAUUACGGCACACUACAUUACAGAUGAGUGGAAGCUUGCAGCUUGUGUUCUGCAAAUGCGUGCUAUGAGCGAAAGUCACACAGGGGCGAAUAUUGCUGAACUACUGCACAAUGUUUCAGACGAAUGGAAAAUUCGGAACAAAGACUUGGUUUUGGUGAGUGACAAUGCCUCUAACAUGGCUGUUGCAGCACAGCUCGGCAAGUUUUCACAUGUUAGAUGUUAUGCGCACACACUGAAUUUGGCUUCCCAACAAGCGCUGAAGUUGCCGUCUGUGUCAAGGUUGUUAGGGAGAGUGAGGCGGAUCGCGACUUUUUUCCACCGCAGCGCAAUUGCAAACCAUCAGUUGAAGGAGAAGCAAAAACAACUAAAUCUUCCGUCUCACAAACUGAAAUCAGACGUCAUCACUAGAUGGAACAGCGCAUACGAGAUGCUUGAAAGAUUUCUUGAACAACAGCCGGCUGUCUGUGCUGCGUUACUAUCACAGGAGGUGAGAAAAGGAGCGGCUGAAAUCUUCACUCUCACGGAAUCCGAUAUUUCAUGCAGUGAGGAUGUGAUAACUGCUCUUAAGCCUAUGAAAGAUGCCACACUUCUGAUGUCAGAGGAGAGCAGCCCCACUGCGUGUUUAAUUGCCCCAUUGCAUGCUAAACUGAUCCAGGACAUGAAAGAAAACACUGAGGAAAAAUCAGUGAUGAUCAGGGAGAUAAAGAGGGUCAUAUGUGAGGACCUCAGCAAAAGGUACACCACUAACCAGGAGACUAGCCUUCUUAACAAAUGUGCUUCUCUCGACCCACGCUUUAAGGCACUGCCUUUUCUUUCCAAAGAAAAGAGAGAGGAAACUUACAAAACACUGAUCACUGAAGCUUCAUCAUUACAAGAGCAGAAAGUGCCUGACAAUCUAGAAGACAGCACUGUGAAAGAAGCCAACAUCUCAGUGAGCCCACAGCCUGAAGUCACAGAGUUGCAGGAUGACUGUCCUACUACUUCAAAAGGAAGAGCUUCAUCUCUGCUUCACAAUCUGCUGGGGCAGACCUUCUCUGAUGCUUCAGAUACACCAUAUCAUCAGUCACCCUCUGCCUUGGUUGAAGAGGAGAUGACCAGGUAUUGCAGUACCCCACCACUCCCUCUAACAGAGGACCCCCUCAACUGGUGGCAUGUCAACAAGGUGUCAUUUCCUGUGCUCUCCAAAAUGGCAAAGAGAUAUUUAUGCAUUCCAGCAACCAGUGUGUCUGCAGAGAGGGUCUUCUCCACUGCAGGUGAUAUUGUGACAGCACAGCGAAGCACACUUACUUCUGAACAUGUGGACCAACUGCUGUUCCUACACAAAAACUUAGUAUUAUAGUAUUAUAUAAGAUAAACUAUGGUAGGCCAGCCUAGAUGUUGAAUAUUUAAGUUUGUAUUUAAUUUGUUCCCUGACAUUUUUCUUCUGCAUUAGCCUGUUUUAAAGAUUUUUUUGUGUGUGGCUCUAGACAUUUUUUGUUAAAAUGUUCAAAAUAAACUGAAAAAUUGUCACACUUUUGUUUUGUCACUCAAAUUGAGUGUGUUUGAGUGUGCAAAUUGAUUACACAGUGUGCGUAUUGAUCACACAAAUUUUUUUUGUCACAUAAAUUGUCAUACAAAUUGAGAACUGUUUAUUCUUAAUGAUUGUUCAUUGCAAUUGUAUGGCUUACCAUUCAUUCAGAGUUUGUUAAUCCUGAAAAUAACUUUGUUAAUAAAUUAAAAGUAUUGAAAAAGAAAUAUUCAUAAUCAUUUUUAAUUUGGCAAUACUGUCAAACAGAUAUUCUAACUAUAUACAAAAAGCAUAGUAACUCCAAUUUUGGUUAAAAUAAAAAGUUUAGAGUAUUUUUUGCACAGCAGGAUAAUUAAUUAAGAAUCGUUUUGGGAAUCGGAUCGUUCCUCCCAGAAUCGGAAUCGGAUCGAAUCGUUAAGUGCCUUAAGAUUCCCACCUCUAAUUCUCAGUGGGAAAGUGCCCAAGCAACGUUGCUCGGCAACAUUGCCCAGCAACAUUGCUCAAAAAGUUGCCCCGUGUAUCAUCACCUUUAGAGUUCAACUUUGCAGAUAGAACCUUUUUGUUUUCUAAACAAAAGUUCCAAAAUUUACACAACUUAAAAAAGAAACAUCACAUAAUGUAAAUGAGUUGUCACAGAAUAAGAAUAUGUGAAUAACUCGAUUUUGACAAAAAUGUCAGAUAGAACCUUACAAUUCCAAGGGGACGAAAUGUAUAGAAUUUUCACUCUGCACUUUUCCCUAAAAACAUUAAUUCAUUUAUAAUUAAGACUGACUGCCCUUAAUUCUGCAGUCAUUAACAGUGAUGGGAAUAACGGCGUUAUAAAUAAAUGGCGUUACUAACGCCGUUACUUUUUUCAGUAACGAGUAAUCAAACAAAUUACUUUUUCUCCCGUUACAAUGCCGUUACCGUUACUGGCAAAAAAAAUGCUGCGUUACUAUAAUUGAGCUUACUGAAGGGGUUUUCAUCUGAGUUGGCUCUCUCUUAGCCAUAGGACCUGCAAUGUUUUUUUUUUUUCUCUGGUGUGUGCUGCGGUUAGUCAUACACAAAUAUAAUUUUAAACUGAUAAUAAUUAACGAUGCUCUGUGUGUGUGUCUGUGAGCAAGCGAGCUGAGCGCGAGCUCAAACCAGAAUACCCUUUGUGACAUGCUGGAUUGAAAAUAUGGGAAAUAAGUUGUUCUAGUCGCCUAGUAGUUAUUCAUUUAAGCCAUUAGUUGACUAAUCACAUUUUGUUAAUUUAAUUUCUUAAAUACUGGAGAGAAUAAACUAAUAAUGAGCGUUUAUGUAAUAUAGGCUAUAAAGGCACUCAA